Messenger RNA from Alligator sinensis (Chinese alligator), 2231 nucleotides. RefSeq names its product cyclin dependent kinase 2 (gene CDK2). Gene Ontology annotation, molecular function: cyclin-dependent protein serine/threonine kinase activity; ATP binding; cyclin binding. Bases 145 to 1038 code for a protein of 297 amino acids. The transcript has 6 exons. Gene Ontology annotation, biological process: signal transduction; regulation of G2/M transition of mitotic cell cycle; regulation of gene expression. Lineage: Eukaryota; Metazoa; Chordata; Crocodylia; Alligatoridae. Gene Ontology annotation, cellular component: nucleus; cytoplasm; cyclin-dependent protein kinase holoenzyme complex. The record is from RefSeq and is a predicted model, not a curated record.
GGGGCGUCUCUGGUGCGGGGCUGCCCCCUUGAGGCCAGGGGGUGGGCCUGGUGGCUGGGAGGGGCGGCCCCCCCCCCCCCGGGCUCCCCAGAGCUGGGGCUGGUGCAGUCUGCGGGCGCAGGGCGCAAGAAGCCCCCGUCCAUCAUGGCCCCUCUGCUCGCCUGGUGGCUUCGUUCCCACACGGCAUGUGAGGGGCUCAGCCGGGUCGGGGGGCCGAGGAGACUCACGUGCCCCGGGGUCCUGCUCCCCCCUCGCAGGGAGACGGAGGGCGUCCCCAGCACAGCCAUCCGGGAGAUCUCGCUGCUCAAGGAGCUGAACCACCCCAACAUCGUCAAGCUGCUGGACGUGAUCCACACGGAGAACAAGCUCUACCUGGUCUUCGAGUUCCUCCACCAGGACCUGAAGAAGUUCAUGGACUCGGCCUCCCUCAGCGGCAUGGCACUGCCCCUCAUCAAGAGCUACCUGUUCCAGCUGCUGCAGGGCCUGGCCUUCUGCCACUCCCACCGCGUGCUGCACCGCGACCUCAAGCCCCAGAACCUGCUCAUCAAUGCUGACGGCGCCAUCAAGUUGGCCGACUUUGGGCUGGCGCGGGCAUUUGGCGUGCCUGUCCGCACCUACACCCAUGAGGUGGUGACUCUCUGGUACCGGGCCCCUGAAAUCCUGUUGGGCUGCAAGUACUACUCGACGGCUGUGGACAUCUGGAGCUUGGGCUGCAUCUUUGCUGAGAUGAUCCCCCUCCCAGCCCUGUUCCCUGGUGACUCCGAGAUCGACCAACUGUUCCGCAUCUUCCGCACGCUGGGCACCCCGGAUGAGGCUGUGUGGCCUGGAGUUACCUCCAUGCCCGACUACAAGCCCAGCUUCCCCAAGUGGGCCCGGCAGGACUUCAGCAAGGUGGUGCCCCCGCUGGACGAGGAGGGCAGGAAGCUCUUGGCUCAAAUGCUGCACUACGACCCCAACAAGCGCAUCUCGGCCAAGUCAGCACUGGGCCACCCCUUCUUCCGGGAUGUCACCAAAGCUGUGCCACACCUGCGCCUGUGAGGCUGCCCCGGGGCAGGGAGCCAAUGCCCAGCCUCACCGGAGCCCUCCUCCCUGCCCCUUGCCGCCCAGCUCCGAACUGACUGUGGGGCCCAGAGGGGCUGGGGCCUGCCCAGCUCCCACCCUGGUUGCAGCUCCUUGCCCUCGGCGUGGAUCAGGCUCUGAUGCUGGCAGCAGGGCUCCUCUCCUGUUGCCUUUCCCAGCAUCUGCCCCCCUCGUCCCGAGGGCCUUUCACUGGGUUCCCCCCAGCCGCAGCAAUCGCUCUGCAGUGACAGGCAGGAACUGCCAAGGACCCAGCAAGGAACGGAUCCCGCUGCCGGCACCAGCAGCUGGGCCCCUAGGGCUCCUACCCAGCCUCCGCCUUCCUCUGGCAGGAUCGGUCCCUCCCUGUAUAUCUGCACUGGACCCAGGGGGGUGGCCUCAGUGCUGGGCCUGGCUGCCUCCAUGGCAAAGGCAGGGGGUGGGGUGCCCCCCCAUACAUGUGAAGCUCACAGCUUCUGUGCCCAGAGGCUGCUGGCCUCAUGAACUCAGAUUGGAGCGAGGGGCAGGAGCUGCUGUGAGCACCACAUCCAGGGGGCUUGUCCGUGCCCUGCUAUAGCAAAUAAGGGAAGAGGUGGGGAGCAGCCCCAGCUGGAGUAACAGUUUCUCCUUGCUAGCUGCUCAAGCGUGGGCCAGAAGCCACAUCUCCCUUGCUGGGCAUGUGAUCCUUCCCCUGGAGCUGGCCUCUUGGUGCUUCCCCCUCUCCAGGGAACAGAGCCCUUUCUCUGACCCCUUGCUGAGCAAGAAAGGCAGGGCCCGGACUGAGCUCCGGAUCCAAUGGGAACUUGCCAGAGCUCAGGACCAGCAUCAGUGCGCACCUGGCGCCAGCAGGAGGGCUGUUUCCCAACACAGAGCUCCAGCCCCCUGGUCCUCAGAGCUACUGGAGGGAUCGGCAUCAGCGGCGGCGGCUGGGGGCACGAGGUGCCUUGCGGGGCAGCAUGUGCACAGCGCGGUGGGGGGGCGGGUUUUAAAGCAGUUUGUACAGAGUUGAUUAGAAAAAGCACCUUGGCCUUUUUUGUAAACGAAGCUCUUUUUUUAAGGCAGAUGAGCCCUGUCGAGUAUUUUUACCUCUGACUCUGUCUUGCCGAGUUUUCAUACCAAGUGUCACAUCUUCUGUACUGAGUUCACGGAUCAUUAAAAGAUUUUUCUGCGUUUUA